Messenger RNA from Triticum aestivum (bread wheat), 630 nucleotides. RefSeq names its product histone H4. Gene Ontology annotation, cellular component: nucleosome. Lineage: Eukaryota; Viridiplantae; Streptophyta; Magnoliopsida; Poales; Poaceae. The record is from RefSeq and is a predicted model, not a curated record. Gene Ontology annotation, molecular function: protein heterodimerization activity; DNA binding; structural constituent of chromatin. Bases 71 to 382 code for a protein of 103 amino acids. The transcript has a single exon.
CCCAAUCUCACCACCACCAGCCGCCGCCGCCACAGCUCCUCCUCCAUUUCCAUCUCAGUCAAACUCCAAGAUGUCCGGCCGCGGCAAGGGAGGGAAGGGCCUCGGCAAGGGCGGCGCCAAGCGCCACCGGAAGGUUCUCCGCGACAACAUCCAGGGCAUCACCAAGCCGGCGAUCCGGCGGCUGGCGCGGCGGGGCGGCGUGAAGCGCAUCUCGGGGCUCAUCUACGAGGAGACCCGCGGCGUGCUCAAGAUCUUCCUGGAGAACGUCAUCCGGGACGCCGUCACCUACACCGAGCACGCCCGCCGCAAGACCGUCACCGCCAUGGACGUCGUCUACGCGCUCAAGCGACAAGGACGCACCCUCUACGGAUUCGGCGGCUGACCUGCGCCCGCUGCUGCUCCAUCGAGUCGACUCUGCUGCAUGCUGCUGUUCCUCUGCUAUGCGUUUCGUUUCUGAGUGCGUGCGUUGCUGUUCCAUCUGUCUGUGUAGUUAGUGGAAGGCGAUGGAUCUGAAUGCAAUCGAAAUUGUUGGCUAUGAUUGUACCGCGUCUCGCUAUGAUUGUAUACCUUCUGGCUUGUUCCUGUACAUUCUAAAAUUUAUCAGCAAGAACGUCGAUGUUGACUCUUUCA